UUUCUGUUCUCUUUUCAACACAUUGUUCUUGAGACGCAAUAGCCUACAGUAACAGCGACGAGAACCGCAGGGGGCUAGGUAUCGGUGCCCAGGCAUAACUAUACCUCUCAGGCCCAAUUCCCCCUGGCGAUUCCGCUUCCAGCACCGCGCGCGACUGCACAAUGGUCGAGCCGACGCCCCUCUCCCUACCCCCCAACCUCCCUUACCCCAUCACGCUCACGCGGCUGCUCGUCACCCCAGGAGUCGAAGUAUCCAGAGGCACCGGGCUCGCAGAGUACAAGUUUCUGUCGGCAACGCGGCGCAAGGAGAAUGACGCCAAGGAGCGGGCCGGCAAGGCGGUCAGCGCCAAGGAGCGCGAGGAAGACAUGGUCGGCAGCUGGGAGAGCCCAAUAGACGGCACGGUGAAGAAUUGGGAGGCUGGCAUCAAGGUGGGCUUGACAAUCGAGGCCAAGCAUGCUCGCAAACCGCUGUUGCAGGUGGAGCAGCCUUGCACCCACCCCGUCCAGGUCCACGGCAUGUGUGCUGUCUGCGGUAAAGACCUCACAAACGAGGACUACCUGUCUCGCCCUCCUCCAAGCAACAACCCUGGGCCAUCACGAUACCCCGGUAGCUUUGAGCUCGCACACGACUCAUUGGGUGUGACUGUCUCCACAAACGAGGCAAAACGCCUCGAAACCCUGACUCGCGACUCGUUGCUCGCGUCGCGUCGGCUGACGCUCAUCGUCGAUCUUGACCAGACCAUUAUCCACACUACGGUUGACCCAACAGUAGGCGAGUGGAUGAACGAGAUUGAGGAGGAGGAGCGGCAGGCCAAGGAGGCUGCUGCGAAGCCCGAGAGCGAGGCUACCGAGUCGACAACGCCACCAAACUCUCCUCCCGCGGCGUCAAAGGAGCUGCCUCGCUCGGUGAACCCGAACGCCGAGGCGCUCAGUGAUGUUGCGCGGUUUCAGCUGGCAGAUGACCUACCUCCUGGCGCUUUGAAGGGCAAGCAGCGUGGGCCAGAACCUGUUCGCUGGUAUUACACCAAGCCAAGACCGGGACUCAAACCGUUCCUUGACAAGAUGUCAAAGCUCUACGAGAUGCACGUCUACACGAUGGGCACGCGGACGUACGCCGACGCCAUCUGCAAGGUUGUCGACCCCGAGGGCAAGAUCUUCGGUGGACGGGUGUUGUCACGAGACGAGAGUGGAAGCAUGAGCUCCAAGAACCUAACACGGCUGUUUCCAACGGACCAGAGCAUGGUGGUGGUGAUCGACGAUCGCGAGGACGUCUGGGACGGAUGUCCCAACGUCGUCAAGGUCGUGCCGUACGACUUCUUCGUCGGCAUUGGCGAUAUCAACUCGGCGUUCCUCCCUCCCACCCAGCCCGCCAUCACCCCCAUCCCAUCAUCAUCAAAGGCCCCCAGUAGCCCAUCAAGUACCAUUGCAUCGUCACCGCCCCCGGAGACGCCACCAGAAAUACCCAGCACGGAAGACGGCCUGCUUGCGCAGUCCAGGAUAUUGGAUGACUUGGCUAAGGAACGCCCACUGGCCAAGCUGGAGGAGGAGGGUGAGAAGGCGGAGAGCGAGACUGGGGGAGAGGCCGUGGACGAUGCGGUGCUAGAAGCGGCUAAGUCUGAGGACUCGACCGAAGCCCCAGCAGAGCCCUCACCAGAGCCCUCAUCAGCGCCAUCAUCCGAACCCUCAUCGGAGGCCUCAUCAGAGCCCUCAACAGAGGCCACAGCUGCCCCUGCUCCCUCUUCUCAGCGCACCCACCUACACCACCGCAAGGCGCUGUUCAACAACAACGACUACGAGCUCGGGCGCAUUGAAAAGAUUCUCCGCCAGAUCCAUACGGGCUUCUACGAAGCGUAUGACGGACGCGACCCCUCGGACCCCGCUAUGCCCUUCGAGUGCGACACGCCAUUACUCAUCGAGGAGAUCAAGGACAAGGUGCUCGCAGGCUGUGUCAUCGCCUUCACCGGUGUGAUCCCGCGCCACGUCAAACCCGAAAAGAGCGAGAUCUGGAAGGCCGCCGAGUCGUUUGGGGCCAAAUGCACCAACGACCUGAACGACGAGGUCACUCACCUUGUCACCGCCUCCCUCGGCACCGAGAAGAUGCACAACGCAGCGCGAUUCCCCAAAGUCAAGACGGUGUGGCUUGCCUGGCUACAAACGUGCAUUGCACUGUGGAAGCGACUGGACGAAACCGACUACAUCGCAUUGAACCCGACCAGCGCAUCGACGUCUGUAGGUCCUUCCCGACCCGAGACACCGACAGUGCGCAAACCCCCUGCAGGUGAGACUAAUGGGUCAGAUGAGGAUCAACCCGCGGACUCGCAGGAGGACCAUGGGGACCACGGCGUUGGCGUCACUGAGGACGAGUUAAUCGCGGAAGCGGCAACUCUGACUGAGGCUUGGGGCGAUGACGAUUUCGACACAUGGUUAAAUGAGGGGUCUGACAGCGAAAUGGGCACCGAUGCAGGCGACGACGAGCGCGACGACGGCGGUGACGGCGCCGAGAGCCGCGCUUCGAGCGUCGACGUCGGCAGCGGCGACGAGAGUGCGCCGCCCUCACCACGCCGAUCUUCAAUGCGCAACUCACCAGCAUCGUCUCGCGCCUCGACACCAGGCCUCAAGCACAUGCGCUUUGCCGACGAGGAGAACCUUCCGUUAAGGGUCUUCCACAACCUCGCCGAGUCGUCGUACCCUCCGCGCAAGAAGCGCAAGGUGCUCUUAUUAGAGUCGCCGCGGCCCGACGACGACGUGCCCGAUGACCACAGGUUUGAGCACUCGGGCGGCGCAGAGGCGGACGUGACGGAUGGCGAGACAGACGGUGAGACGGACGGCGAGGACGAGUUUGCCAAGAUGCUUUCGGCGAGCUUGGGCGGCGAGGAGUGACAUCAGAAGUACGCUAUCGAACGCAUGGC
Molecule: messenger RNA, 2908 nt
Organism: Vanrija pseudolonga
Lineage: Eukaryota; Fungi; Basidiomycota; Tremellomycetes; Trichosporonales; Trichosporonaceae
Gene: fcp1
Product: RNA polymerase II subunit A C-terminal domain phosphatase
Exons: 6
Coding region: 162-2879 (905 amino acids)
Cellular component (GO): nucleus
Molecular function (GO): RNA polymerase II CTD heptapeptide repeat phosphatase activity
Source: RefSeq, a predicted model, not a curated record